Aspergillus chevalieri is the source of this 1245-nucleotide messenger RNA. RefSeq names its product putative mitochondrial carrier protein. The coding region runs from base 1 to 1245 and encodes 414 amino acids. The record is from RefSeq and is a predicted model, not a curated record. Gene Ontology annotation, biological process: pyrimidine nucleotide import into mitochondrion. Gene Ontology annotation, molecular function: pyrimidine nucleotide transmembrane transporter activity. Gene Ontology annotation, cellular component: mitochondrion. Lineage: Eukaryota; Fungi; Ascomycota; Eurotiomycetes; Eurotiales; Aspergillaceae. The transcript has 2 exons.
AUGGUUGAAAACAUGCUGUCAGAGGGCCAUGGCAGCUCGGGGGCUUCCAACGGCUCCCAAGAACACGAACACCAGGCAUCUCACGCUCAUACUUCCCCGUCCCACGACACAUUCACUUCGAACCUCCUUACUCGCAUCAAGAUGUUUUCCACUCAUAUACCGAAAUCCUAUGUUACGCCGUUUUGUGGGGCAAGUGCUGGUGUAGCCUCAGGGAUUGUGACGUGCCCUCUCGAUGUGAUCAAGACGAAGUUACAAGCGCAGGGUGGGUUUGCACGGCGGUCGGGGAAUACGAUUGAGGCGAGGACUUUAUACCGUGGCAUGCUGGGCACAGGAAGGGUAAUAUGGCGGGAAGAUGGUAUCCGCGGGCUCUAUCAGGGUCUGGGUCCCAUGCUUCUGGGUUAUUUACCUACGUGGGCGGUUUACCUGGCAGUAUAUGACCGGUCACGAGAUUACUUUGAAGAAACCACUGGCAGUUGGUGGUUAUCGAGGGGCUAUGCUUCCGUCACGGCAGGCGCGUGUUCGACCAUAGUGACGAAUCCAAUAUGGGUCAUCAAGACACGGCUCAUGUCUCAAAGUCCGAGGUCCAAUAGUGAAGGCUUUAGGGCACCGUGGCAAUAUAAAAACACUUUCGACGCGGCUCGCAAGAUGUACCUGAACGAAGGGAUACUCUCGUUCUACUCAGGGCUAACACCAGCGCUGCUGGGAUUGUUUCAUGUGGCCAUUCAGUUUCCGCUUUACGAGUAUUUGAAGAUGGCCAUUACGGGUUAUGGAAUUGGAGAACAUCCCGAACAUGGCGACUCCCACUGGAUUGGGAUUUCUCUCGCUACAUUUCUCAGCAAGAUCUGUGCCAGCACCAUGACCUAUCCACAUGAAGUGUUGCGGACAAGACUUCAAACGCAACAACGGACAAUGUCGCCGCGGUCCUCGGCCGAAGAGCUUACAUUUCGUGAAGGGAUAGAGAAGUUAAACGGCCGUGGUCGUCCUCUAGGCGCUGCCUCAUCGGACGGCAUGGCCAACCGGCCACGGUACACCGGCAUCGUCCGUACUUGUCAGACAAUUUUCCGGGAAGAGGGUUGGCGUGCAUUUUACUCGGGAAUCGGCACGAAUCUCUUCCGAGCUGUCCCGGCCGCUAUGACUACGAUGCUUACAUACGAAUACCUCCGAAAAUUGAUAGGCACUAUGCAACAUGACGGGGAGGUGGAGGUUCGACGGGCUGAAGAGAAAGAUCUCUCCGGGGGCAUCUAA